Salarias fasciatus (jewelled blenny) is the source of this 2449-nucleotide messenger RNA. RefSeq names its product N-acetyllactosaminide beta-1,3-N-acetylglucosaminyltransferase 3-like. The record is from RefSeq and is a predicted model, not a curated record. NCBI's taxonomy places the organism in Eukaryota, Metazoa, Chordata, Actinopteri, Blenniiformes, Blenniidae. The transcript is spliced from 2 exons. The coding region runs from base 105 to 1253 and encodes 382 amino acids. Gene Ontology annotation, cellular component: Golgi membrane. Gene Ontology annotation, biological process: poly-N-acetyllactosamine biosynthetic process; protein O-linked glycosylation. Gene Ontology annotation, molecular function: UDP-glycosyltransferase activity; hexosyltransferase activity.
UUGAAGACUGAAGUUCAAUCACAUGAGCUGCGUUUCACCGUCAGUCGCAAAACGGUAUCAACGUCUCCCAGGCUCUGAUCUGAUCCGUGAACAGUAAACUCAUCAUGGACACAUACCGACGUAUCAACAUGUUCAGAGUUUCAAAGAAAGCGAACUCUACAGCCAGUACUUUCAUCCUGUUGGGAGGCCUCCUCAUGGUUGCGUAUCUCUGCACAGAUUUUAACGAAGGAGAAACUACCUACCUCACAAGUGUGGCUGCGAAACAAAACAGAUCCUCCAUAAACUCAUAUCCAAGAUGUCAGCAAAACAUAUCUGCUGCUGGAAUUCCAGGCUUUGGCUCGCUUUCUCGGGAAAUUCAAGACUUUCUGUACCAUCGUCACUGCCGCCACUUUCCCAUGAUACUAGACCUUCCUGACAAGUGUGGAGGAGACGACAACCCCGAAGACGUCUUCCUCCUGCUCGUUAUUAAAAGCCCCCCGACAAACUACGAACGCAGAGAGGUGCUCCGUAAAACCUGGGCUAAAGAGAAGCUGCACAGGGGCAUGUGGAUCCGCAGGGUCUUCCUCUCCGGCACGCUGAGCGACGGCCUCCACAAGGAAAAAAUGAACAAACUCCUGGAAGUGGAGCACCGAGAACACAAGGACAUCCUUCAGUGGGACUUCUACGAAACAUUCUUCAACCUCACGCUGAAGCAGAUACUCUUCCUCGAAUGGAUGGAGCGGAACUGCAACCAUGCCCGGUUUCUGCUGAACGGCGACGACGACGUCCUGGCCAACACGGACAACAUCGUUGAAUACCUCGAUGGCCUCGGCAGCUACGACUGGAGGAAGCACCUCUUUACGGGCCAUCUGAUCAGCGGCGCAGGCCCCAUCAGAAGGUCAACAAGCAAGUAUUACAUACCUGUUCAGGUGUACGAGCCCAGCUUUUACCCUCCCUACUGUGGGGGUGCAGGAUACCUUCUAUCUGGAUACACAGCCUUAGCCAUAUACCACACGUCUGAAUCGGUCCCUCUUCUUCCGAUCGAUGACGUUUACAUAGCAAUGUGCUUAGCCAAAGCAAACCUUCAACCCACCUCUCACACUGGUGUGAAAACACUAGAUUUCACCAAAACCCUUCAAAAAGUACAAAAUGAUCCUUGUAUAUUGAAAGAGCUCCUCUUGGUACACAAUUUCCCUCCAGCUUUUAUUUAUGUAAUAUGGUAUCAGCUGCAUGAAGCCAAUCUGACGUGUGGCUAUCACACAGAGAUCUAUUAGAACAGCUUUCGAAUCAAACAGAAACAAAAGCACUUUCAACCACAAUACAUGCAUUUUAUGCGAGGAUCGUUUUUAAUAUCUGUUAUAUAUAGUUUAGUAUUCGCCAGUCAUGAGUGGUCUCAUUACAAGAAACCCCAGAGGACGUGCAGCCUGUUUGUGAAAGCGUAAAAUCCAUCAGAGGAGCACGUCUUCAUCCACUUAUCAACUGGUGCAGUUUAAUUGGAUUUCAAAUCAAAUCUGAAAACAACACAGACAUCUGAAUCGACCAAAACAUGGAGUACUACAAGCUCUCAGCACUACCUCCCUCCUGCAAAGCAUAAAUGAUAUGAAGAAAAGAGGUGAUACAACAAUGCAUGUGAGGCAGCAUAUGGCUGCUGUGGUUUGAAAGGGGAGCAUCCUCGAAUGCUGAUGGAGGUAUUUUCUCCAUUAUAGAGGAUGUCCUGUUCAAAACAGGAUAAAGAGGCAGCUAUCUAGGGAAAAAAUUACAAUAAAAAUAUUUGAAUACAUAUUCAAAAAAUUGGAGGCAAAGUCCAUUUUUGCAAUGCCAUUUUUGUAUCAUAAUUAGAAAUGAUAAAGGAAAGUUUUUUAAUUUAUUCUGUUGUGUAUUUUUUUUUUAAGAAAAAGGUCAGCUAUGAAGACAGUGUUGUGACUGAGCAACCAGGCUUCUGCAUUCUUUAGGAAUCAAUGACUCGUUUUUGUGAUUUUGCUCCCAAUAAAAUUUGUCUGGAGCUGCAAAACAUUCUAAUUAUCUGAAAUGAAGAGAAAAGCAUCUCAAUGAAAUUUGCUAUAAAUUUAAGGUUGCACUAAUGAAGCUUCAUAGCUACAGUUCACAUGUACUUUAUCAUAUUUUUUUUUUUUUUUGCUGUUUUUCAUUUUUUAUUUUUUGUCUGUAGUUUUUUUCCUUUUCCUUUCUUUUCCUUUUCGUUUUCCCCUUUUUUCCUUUCCUUUCCUCCCCAUUUAGUUUUCCUGGAAACAAAAGCAGUACUCACAGUUAUUUUAGUUUGAACGUUUUUCCUGUAUUAUUUAAUUGUUUUUCUUGUGGUUUUAUCUGUUUUGAUCCUUUUUUAACAGUUCCAGCUGUCCUGGCUGUUUUACCAUAUUUAUUUCGUUUUAGCCUGGAGAUCAGGCUGUUUCUGAAAAUCAGUGUGGUAUGCAAAUAAAAUCAAAAUCAAAUCAAAAUCUUUCUUUGCAAUUAA